Ictalurus furcatus (blue catfish) is the source of this 5976-nucleotide messenger RNA. It is a transcript of the gene clmna, whose product is annotated as calmin a. The transcript is spliced from 13 exons. The record is from RefSeq and is a predicted model, not a curated record. NCBI's taxonomy places the organism in Eukaryota, Metazoa, Chordata, Actinopteri, Siluriformes, Ictaluridae. Gene Ontology annotation, cellular component: nuclear outer membrane; cytoplasm; meiotic nuclear membrane microtubule tethering complex. Gene Ontology annotation, biological process: nuclear migration. Gene Ontology annotation, molecular function: actin filament binding. Bases 300 to 3704 code for a protein of 1134 amino acids.
CAUUUCACACACACACAUACACACACACACACGGAGAGAGAGAGAGAGAGAGAGUGUAGGAGGAGUAGUAAUAGUGCUGCUGCAGGAAAGUCGGUGCACCUUCAUCAUCAUCAUCACCACCACCACCAUCAUCAUCAUGCGCGAGCCGGAGUCAGAAACAGCAGCAGCAGAUGUUCCUCUCCUCUAGACUGGAGGAUUUUCGCACAGCUGCACGCAUGGGCACCGAGAGGCUCCGAGGAAUAUUUUAAAGGGAAAAGAGUUUUCCCCCGCACCAGGUGGAGAGGAGCUGCUCUGCCAUCAUGGCCGGCCAGGAGUGGACCGACUGGUUCGAGCGGGAGGAACUGAUCGGGCAGAUCAGCGACAUCCGAGUGCAAAACCUCCAAGUUGAGAGAGAAGUCGUUCAGAAGCGGACCUUCACAAGAUGGAUGAAUCUGCAUCUAGAGAAGUGUAAUCCUCCACUGAUGGUGCACGAUCUUUUCCGUGACAUCCGAGAUGGGCGGGUUCUCAUGGCCUUGCUGGAGGAGCUGUCAGGAUGCAGGCUGCUGCAUGAAUUCAAACCGUCCGCGCAUCGCAUUUUCCGGCUUAAUAACAUAGCCAGGGUGUUGGCAUUCCUGGAGGAAAGAAACGUAAAGCUGGUCAGCAUCGACGCUGCCGAUGUCGCUGAUGGCAAUUCGUCCAUUGUGCUCGGGCUUAUCUGGAAUAUCAUCCUCUUUUUCCAGAUUAAAGAGCUUACAGGAAACAUAAGGAACCAAUUCCCGUCCACUUCCAGCCUGUCGUCCAUCCCAACCAGCUCGGACUCGGACAUGUCGCUGUCCAGCACGCCGUCGGACGAGAAGAAGCCUUCCAUCGUUGCCAGGGAUCAUGGAAAAGCCAUAAAGACUCUCUUACACUGGGUCCAGAGACGUACCAGGAAAUAUGGUGUGGCAGUCCAGGAUUUUGGCAAGAGCUGGAAAAGUGGUCUUGCCUUUCUUGCAGUCAUCAAGUCCAUUGACCCCAGUCUGGUGGACAUGAGGAGAGCUCUGCUGAGGUCACCCAGAGAGAACAUCGAAGAGGCCUUCAGGACGGCGCAUUACAGCCUGGGCAUCCCACGACUUCUGGAGCCUGAAGACGUAACCCUGAAUCGUCCUGACGAACAGUCCAUAAUGACCUACGUGUCCCAGUUUCUGGAGCACUUUCCAGGAAUCGAGGAGGAUGAGCCUUCGGAUAUCCUGGAGAGGAAUAAGGUCAGUGCGCGGAUGACAGAGCCGCCGGUUAAGAAUGGAGUUCAGAGGAAGAGAGAAAAGUCCAGUUUAGUGAAGAGGGACUGGGUUCAGCCUCCACCCAAGAUCUUUAUCUCCUCAGUGGUUAAAGAUCAAGAGCAAAAACGUUCUCCUGUCCCACUUCAAACGGUAGAUGACCGACCUUGGGACAGCGAGGACUCCUCAGUGGGUUCGAGCCCCAGUACUACAGAAAAUCGGCCUCCGAGUCGCCCACCGGGCCUGAACAAAGACGCGUCCUCUCCCUUGAGCUCCCCGCAGCCGUCUCUCACCGACUCGGCUAUGGAUUUCCCAGAAUCGUGGGCUGAGACGCCUAGUGAACUUCCACAGUCGUGCAGCAACGACUCUCUGAGAGAUUCCACCUCAGCAGGCGAUCUGACCUCACUGGGUUCUCCACUGGAAUCAGAGAGGGGCCUGCAAGAUCAGGUAGAUUCAGAGUUGUUUGUUGAUGAGGGAAACUUCUCGCUCAGCUUAGAGGCUAGAUCCGCGUUGCUGUCCGAGGAAGAGGAUGCUUAUAGGUACAUUUUAGAUCUUAAGGAAGAAGAAUCUGCCAGUGAUGUGCCCAAUGAGGAUAUCAUGACAAACUCAAACGCCCAGGAACCUUGUCCCGAGACGAAUCCAGAUAAACCCGCAUCUUCCGAUCCUUCCUAUGGGGACGGUGACUCUGGGUACUAUCCAGAUCAGAAGGAUAUCGCCGCAACUCAACCAGAUGAUGUCAGCGAGAGUUGGCUGUCCCCUGACUCUAAUAAACCCGUUGCUGGUGUUGAAAAUGAAUUGGAGAACCUGGCUGAAUAUUGCGAAGAAAGUCUCGAGUCUUCCAACACCGAAGAAGCUGUACAGAAGGUCUCUAUGGAAUCAGAUCAAACAAACGUUUUUGAGGACGACCAAGAGUGGCCUGUCGUUCAGUACGAGAGGAUUUCCAUUUCAGGGAGUGAAGAGGACAUUGAAGAAUUAGGCACGGAGUUGCGUGAAGAGCCUCUUGAUGAGGAAAUGGAGGGAAACCAGAUGCCAGAUGUGUUCAGUGGCAGGAUGGAGGAUGGUGCUGCAGAGGAACAUCACCGUUUCAGAAAGACUGAAGAUGUAGAUCAGGUGCAGGAAACUGAGCAGGACGGUCCGAAGCCAGAAGAUAAAGCAGACCAGAUCAGUACCGAGUACGAGCUUCCUCAGAUCCCCACAAACAGCAGCCAGCCUGGGGCAACAGAUUUUGAGGCAGAGAUCCAAGAGAAAGUGGAACAGAAGUCUGGCGCUGAGGAUUCAAGCAAAACCGAAGAGCCAGCAAUGAAAGAUUUGAGUGAAUCCUACCAACAGGUGACCGACAGGCUGGUGGAGACGAGCUUUCCCGAGGUUGAAGAAGAGAAGCUGGAAACCAGUCCUGUGAAGCGGUCGUGUGAAGAAACAAGUCAGGGUGAUUUAAGCCUUGUUCAAGCGGACGUCGUCGCUAAAAACGAGUCGGAGGACGAGCUGAAUGCAACCCAAGGUCUUCCGGAGACUGAAAACGGGGCCGUCGAAGACGUGAGCACAAAAGAAGACGACACAUCAUCCGGUCUGCAAAACAUCAAUCAUUCUAAAGCUUCAGAAGAUGACCUGAUUGAAAUCAACACGACCAUGCCAGUAUCUGUGACCUCUCAGAGUAAUACCCUUGUUACUGACCUCCCCACACCUGAGGCCUUGGACCAGCCAAAUCCUGGCACUCCAUCCUGUGAAGAAGAUGAGCGGCCCUUCAGUCCGCCGACGCCCAGCGUAGUAGACCAGCCGUAUGAUAAUGAGAAUGAAGGACAGGCCACUUGGGAGGAGACCAAGAUUCUGGAUACGGAGCGGGCGGAGAGGUACCGUGCGGAGCUCCGGCUGUCGCUCAGCGUGACUCCUCUGCAACCCGCGCCCUCGCAACCUGCGCUUACUGACUCUGACAGUGCGCAGGAAAAGGUUGAUUAUGGGGUUGUGGAGUCUCCGGGACAGAGUCCGUUCGGGCUUUGGGUUGGACACCCAGGAGAAUGGGGCCUGAUGGAGACGGACCUGGACGCAGAGAUCGAGCACAAUAACCGAGAAGAACAGAAAAACAGAGAGGAACAGGAGAACUCUGCCUCUGCCAGAGAAAACACGGACGUGCCGAGCAGGGACGAAGCUGUCAGAGAGCGAAGCACUGAAGAUGAAAACCAGCCACCGGCAGCUUUGAGCGAACCAGAAGUGGCGGAUGUGAAAGAAGCGAAGCAGCCCAGAGAAAACGGAGAAUCCCCGGCUGCCAUCACGACAAAUCAUGCGGACGAAAGGUGUGUGAUGUGUAAUAAGAAGGUGUGCAGUCCUGCACGGAGUCCACGGCGCGCAAAUCACCCGGAGCUCUCCGAAGUCGACUUCCUGCUGCUCAUGUGGUUCCUCCUCUACUGCCUGUUCGUCCUGCCUCACAUGGACAUACGGACGAUCUCCCGCUUCCUGCUCAACCUGGACGAAUGAAAACGCGGGAUCAGAUGAAUUAACGCAGGAUUAAUGUGCUUGCUUUCUUCCACAGCUCACGUACGGUGAACCAACCUUCCUGAAGAACUGACAGCACGUUGCCAUAUCUGUACAUUUUAAAUCCAGGUUGCCAGGUUUACAGCUGUUCUAUAAGCCUACGCACUGCAUCUUCUGGACACCAAUGCUUAAAAAGUCAAUAUUUUAACGAGAAGAUUAAUAUUACGAAUAACCAAUAAUCAUUUUGUUUUGGUAUGGUAAUGCUUAUGCUGAUUGACAUUUCGAUUGUCGGUUAUUUUAUUUUAUUUUAAGCUCGUAACUGAAUUGCCAUCACCAGUAAGGAGUUAUUUGAUACACCACCUGUGUUCAGGCUGUAUUUUUAUUUUUUAUUUCUUUUAUUGCACUCUCGAGAUCAAGUCUGGCCCUUUAAGAACUUCUAAUGGAACUUAUUUUGGAAGGAAUAUGAUGGAAAUUCCCUCGUUUUUAUUCACCAGAUUAAUAAAUCAUGGACAUUACUGUCGUUCCAAUGAUGAAAUGCAAAAUUGUGGUAAUAAAAUAAAAAAAAAAAUACCGCCAUUAUAUUAGUUUUGUCAGUUAAAAGCGAAUCCACCCUGAACGACUUCCAUAUGGAUACGUACUACCAACAGUGCAGACGUCGACGGCGUCUGAGAUCGAUUCCGAGUUUUAUUCGCGUCCGUCUCUUCCGUUCGAGCCCCUGCUGAUCAGCAGCGCCGCUGGGAUUUAGCCCUUGCUUCAUGUCUGUGUAAAGAGAUUGUGUUUGAUGCAGCGGCGCUUUAGUGGUUUACUCUCUCCAGCUUUUUCUCCCUUCCUUGUCUAUACACUCUGCUCAAACAGAUCAGCUUCCAAAGCUUUCACGCUGAUUCCGGCAUCGACGCCGUCACAACCGUCAUCUCGGAGAUCACUAUAUCCACGUUGAGUGUCCGAGUCGUGUAGCCGCGUUGCAUUCUGGGACUUUCGAGUCUCCACUAGUUCUACGCUGAAUUAUUAUUAUUUUUGUGUGAUUGCGGCCAAAAACGCUCGAUUUUACUGCGGCGUUUUCAGAAUUUUGCGAUGCAACUUUGCGUGUUUUUUUUUUUGUGUGUGUGUGUGCUUUGUGCGGUAUUUUUGGGGGUUUUUUUUACUCGAAUCGGCGAAAUCGCAAUCGUACGAAAUUGUUCCGCACGCUCUUUCGCAGUGGCGUUUGUUGGUAAACGAGACCUUUUCAUCUGUACUCAUGUCCGACGCACGUGAUUCGAAGACGGCUCCGGUCUGGUCUGAAUGUUACCUUUUAUAUUUGAGGGCAGUGUUCGCCAUUAUAAGCGCAUUACAUCAAUAUAAACACUGAACAAGCUUCAGGGUGGAGUUUUCCUUUAAAAUGAUGAGCUGUUAACUAACAAGAUAAGAAAUGUCAUGUAUGAUUUCAGGUUUUCAGAUUAUAUUUAACAUUUAAUAAUAAUAAUAAUAAUAUUGACACGUGCCUAAAUGCUGGGGGGAUUUCUUUAUUGAUGUAUGAUGAUAUAAGAAUAUCCUGAGUGGUCCUCUUGAAUGCAGCUUAAUGAAAUUUCAAUGUAAAAUGCACUUUUACAGAAUCCACGUCUUAUAAACUACAAGUCUUUGUGAAUAAGCUCGGUGUCGAGUCGCACUUUCCAGAACGCGAAGCGCCAAAAUAAAGAUCCGCCAAAGAUGUAGUUUGACGCUCAAGUUACCGACGAAAGAUUGAUUCCGCUAUUCUUUUAACGAUGAAGUAUUUCUAAAGCGACCGAGCUGUCGUUCUAUAUUUUACGUGUAUAUUUUCCAGCACAUUCAGUCAUGUCUACACCGCUCACUUUGACCCGUUGCUUAGGGUGUUAACCGACGGCUUUGAAAUUUUCCCAUUACGUCCUGGUGAGGUCUGUAUGUAUCUGGUAUUAUAGAAGCCAUUUCAAAGGAAGUGCUUUUUUUUGUUGUUUUUUUUUUUCCUCGAUUGACAUGUUGCGUUUGUUAUUUUUCUCCUUUGUAUGCGUAGACGAGUUAUAGAUGAUCGUUUCCUUAAUGCUGUGUGUCCAUACACCUUUGAUGGAACACCAAUUGUAAGCACUGUGCGUGUGUAUGUGUGUGUGCGUGUGCGUGUGAGUGUGCGUGUGCGCUUCCACCAUGAUCUCACGAUCUCUGCAUGAGGAGUUUUGUGGUUGCGGACCACGUUUUACGUUUUGUAAAAGCUAUCUGGUAAAUCGGUACUUCACUUUUGUAUUGAAGAUCCUUGUGCAAAUAAAUAACAUGCCUCCUAAAAAAACAA